AUGAGAGCGCGGCGUUGACAGCCAGUGGCCACUGAUCAGCUCACUUUGUCAGGGUGUGUGUCUCCAUGCAAGACUGCUGAUAAAAGACGCUCAGACUCUCGCAUUUUUGUCUUUAUUUGCAAGAAAAGCUCCAGCAGCCAAACCACAAGUCCGUCCACGGCAACAAAAAGCACACAAAGCCUCUGAGUAUUAUUUUUUUUUUUCUUUUUCUAGACUCAUCAGUGUCUCUCAACUCCCUGCACAAUGUCUGGAGAGGACGCAGCACCUGCCCAGCAGCAAAACGCCGUGGACCAGAAGCAGGAGACAAAACCAGCGGAGGAGCCCAAAACUGAGCCGCCUAAGACCGAGCCUGCUCCCGCCAGUGGCGCCGCCGAGGCCGCAGCUUCCCCCGCGGCCGCCACCGAGAAGGUCCCCGAGGAGGAGGCGUUCACCUACCGCGCUCUGGUGCUCACCGGCUACGGGGGUUAUGAUAAAGUGAAGCUGCAGGUGAAGAAAGGCAAACCGACGCUCAAGGCUGGCGAGAUCCAGGUCCGGGUCAAGGCUUGCGGGCUGAACUUCGCUGACCUGAUGGCCAGACAAGGGCUGUACGACCGGAUGCCGUCCCCGCCGGUCACCCCGGGGAUGGAGUGCUCCGGGGUGGUGGAGGCUGUGGGUGAAGAAGUGACAGACAGAAAAGUUGGCGAUAAGGUGAUGGUGCUGAGCCGCUUUGGGCUCUGGCAGGAGGUGGUGGUGGUGCCGGCGAGCCACACCUUCCUCAUCCCGGAGGGCAUGAGCUUCGAGGACGCGGCGGCGCUUCCCGUCAACUACAUCACCGCCUACAUGAUGCUGUUCGACUUCGGCAACCUGCGGCCCAACCAGAGCAUCCUCGUCCACGCUGCUGCAGGUGGUGUGGGCAUCGCAGCCACCCAGCUGUGCAAGACGGUGAAGGACGUGACCGUGUUCGGCACCGCGUCGGCCAGCAAACACGAGACCAUCAGCCAGGGUGGCGUCACGCACCCCAUCGACUAUCGCACCAAGGACUAUGUGGAGGAAGUCCGCAAGAUCAGCCCAAAAGGACUGGACAUAAUACUGGACCCUCUCGGAGGAUCAGACACCCAUAAGGCCUACAACCUGCUGAAGCCUAUGGGCAAACUUAUCACUUAUGGUACGGCUAACAUGCUGGCGGGCCAGAAGAAGAACCUCCUCGCUGUGGCCAAGAACUGGUACCACCAGUUCUCCAUCCACACGCUCAGCCUGAUCCAGGGGAACAAGUCAGUGUGCGGCUUCCACCUGGGCUACCUGGAAGGGGAGAUGGAGCUGAUCACACAGGCCAUGGACUCCAUCCUGGACCUGUACAAGCAGGGCAAGGUCAAGCCCCACAUCGACUCCACCUGGCAUCUGGAGCAGGUGGGCGACGCCAUGAGGAAGAUGCAGGAGAGAAACAACAUCGGCAAAGUGAUCCUCACCACAGAGCCCAUGCCUGAGGAGGAGAAGAAGGAGGAGCCCAAGAAGGAGGACAAGAAGGAGGAGAAGAAGAAGGACGACAAGAAGAAGGACGAUGGCAAGAAGAAGGACGAUGGCAAGAAGGAAGAGAAGAAGGAUGACAAGAAGAAGGAAGAGCCCAAGAAGGAGGAGAAGAAGGAGGAGGAGCCCAAGAAGGAGGAGGCCAAAAAGGAGGAGAAGUGAGAGGGAGGGAGGGAGGCAGGGAUAGUCAAGCAGACCAGCGGGGAGUUUGAGUCCUGGGAACAGGGGAUGUGGUGUGGGGUGGUGGGGUGGGGGAGGCAUGAUGGGUGGGAGCGUAUGCUGAAUGGGAAGAUGGAGAAGGGGAUGUUACAUCAUUAUCACACCACUGUCGGUCUUUCAUCUCAUCUGUUUCACCCUCAUUAAUUCAUAACCACGGCGAUUACUUAGGCCUGGCUCCACCCACGCCCCAUCAGGUUUUGUUUUCCCAACCAAAAAAUAAAUAAAUAGAUAAUCCACAA
Messenger RNA from Solea senegalensis (Senegalese sole), 1961 nucleotides. It is a transcript of the gene vat1, whose product is annotated as vesicle amine transport 1. Gene Ontology annotation, molecular function: zinc ion binding; oxidoreductase activity. NCBI's taxonomy places the organism in Eukaryota, Metazoa, Chordata, Actinopteri, Pleuronectiformes, Soleidae. The transcript has 6 exons. The record is from RefSeq and is a predicted model, not a curated record. The coding region runs from base 244 to 1665 and encodes 473 amino acids.